CUGCCGGCGGGGCGGGGCGGGACGGGGCGGAGCGGAGCGGAGCGGCGUGGAGGCGAGCGGCGGCUGCAGGAACGGUUGGGGCUGCGGGAGCGGAAUGGAGCGGGGAGUGCGAGUCUUCGGGGAGCCCAAGGUAGAGCUUCACAUCCAUCUGGAUGGAGCCAUUCGGCCAGAAACAAUCUUACACUUUGGCAAGAAAAGAGGGGUUCCUCUCCCUGGCAGCACCGUUGAUGACCUCAUGAAGCACGUCAGCUACAAAGCACCGCUAUCGCUUAAACUAUUUCUAGAGAAAUUUAAACACUACAUGCCCGCCAUUGCGGGGGACCGCGAGGCAGUGCGGAGGAUCGCAUAUGAGCUGGUGGAGACGAAGGCGAAGGAAGGCGUCAUCUACGUGGAGGUGCGGUACAGCCCUCACCUGCUGGCCAACUGCCGCGUGGAGCCCAUCCCCUGGGGACAGGCCGAGGGAGACCUCACUCCGGAGGAAGUUGUUAACCUCGUAAAUCAGGGACUGCAGGAUGGAGAAAGGGAUUUCCACAUCAAAGCCAGGUCUAUUCUAUGCUGCAUGCGCCAUAUGCCAAGUUGGUCUCCAGAGGUGGUAGAGCUGUGCAAGAAGUAUCAAAACAACUCCGUGGUGGCCAUAGACCUGGCUGGGGAUGAGAUGCUGAAGGCUUCUUCUGAUCAUAAGAAGGCUUACGAGGAAGCAGAGCGAUGCGGCAUCCAUCGCACCGUCCACGCUGGGGAAGCCGGGCCGGCUGCCAUGAUCAAGGAGGCCGUGUACCUCCUGAAGGCUGAGCGCAUCGGCCACGGCUACCACGUGCUGGAGGACCCCGAGCUGUACAGGGAGCUGCUGAGAACCAGAAUGCACUUUGAGGUCUGCCCCUGGUCCAGCUAUCUGACUGGAGCAUGUCUUCCGGACUUCAGGAAACACCCAGUAGUACAGUUUAAGAAGGAUCAAGCUAAUUAUUCUAUCAACACCGAUGACCCCCUCAUCUUCAAUUCCACCAUUGACAAGGAUUACAGCAUAAUGAAGGAGUACAUGGACUUCACUGAGGAGGAUUUCAAGAGAGUGAACAUCAAUGCAGCUCAGUCCAGCUUCUUACCUGAGAAAGAAAAGCAGGAGCUUCUUAAUACGCUGUAUGAAGCCUAUGGGAUGGUGCCUGCCACCUCGUGAUGCCUCCUGAGAGCCAGCGUGGAGCACUGGCCCCUUCCUCGUGUGUGCUUGGCUCUGCUCUGCUGGGGAGCAGCAGGAGGAGGUGCCAGGGGUCAGUGUCCUCUAUUGGCACCCAGUGUUAACCCUUACCGCGCCAAGCACAAUCAGGCUCCUAUCAUACACACCACUUAUCACCUCCAUGAACUGUCUCCCAAAUGGACAUCCAGCUUCCUCUUGCCGUUGAGCACGCAGACUCAAACUCCUCCCUUCCUCUGCUGCUUCUGCCCCGUCAAUGAGAGCAGAAGGAGGUCCCCUGCCAUGCCUUAACCCUUUUCUGCAGUACAGGAAUAACCACUCCUGCCUGUGACUGUGGCCAGGAUUAAUCUUCACCUUUCUUGGGAAAAGGUGUGCCACAGAGGAAGCAUGCGAGCACUUUGGAAGCAGAGGAUUUCUUCCCACUCAUGCAGAUAGGGAGGUUUGGCUACAGCGAGGUUUACCUGUGGUUAGGCUUGUGCUAACAAGAAUAGGACAAGAACAAGCUGGGAACUGGUGCACAAGUCUGAAGGUUUUCUGGUGGUUUUUUUUGUUGUUGUUGUUUAAGAAAGCCUUUUUGUCAUCCUCCCUCAGCCAAGGAGUUCUGUGUCUCAGGCCUUACAGUGUCUGCCACAGAAGCGCACACCCUGUGCUCCAGCUGUGCUCAUACUUGCAUAGGAAGUUGGAACACUUUUACCAUUUUGGGCCAAAAUCUGCCUUCUGGGAUUUUCCCCAGUUGUGUACUCACCCUGGGGAAUUCCUGUGAACUACAUUUUGCUCUUCUUGUAUCUUUGUUUAGAACCUUACAAAAAUUGUGCUUGAUUGCCUGCUUUAGCCAUUCUGUGCUCUUUCUGACUUGCCGUAAUCUUUAGGCACUGUUAAAACUCAAUGAGUAAAUGGAUAAGCUUGGGCCCAAUAUCAAAUACUGUCUCAGGUUCUAUCUGAAUUGCUUCUCUCACUUCACCACAGCACUGGCUAGAAAUCAGAUCUUCAUUUUGGUGGAGAAUUUAUGAGGAAAUAUGCACCAAAAUUCCUAAGCCAUUUUACAUUACAUUACAGUAUUCUUGGCUAAUAUGCAAUGGAGCCAUGCGUCCAGAGGAGAGACCAUAAUUUUCCAACAGUCAGCAUCUUGAUGCACCUGAGGAGGGAGUGUGAUGUGUGGCAUGAUUUAGGUGGCUAUAAAGAUGCGUGCUCCAAAGAUACUACACCAAAAAGUUGCCUUUGGCAGAGGGCUGUGGUGGUCAUGUAUAGCAUCUGCCUCGCUCUCAGCCAGCAGCACCUGAGUGCUGGGAAUGUUUCCAUUCUUUCUAGGCUUUCAUAUUUGUCUUCUCAGUGAAGUACUCAUCUCUGAAAUACAUGGUGCAUAUCUACAAAUA
Messenger RNA from Tympanuchus pallidicinctus (lesser prairie-chicken), 2556 nucleotides. It is a transcript of the gene ADA, whose product is annotated as adenosine deaminase. Bases 95 to 1168 code for a protein of 357 amino acids. The transcript has 11 exons. Gene Ontology annotation, cellular component: external side of plasma membrane; cytosol. The record is from RefSeq and is a predicted model, not a curated record. Gene Ontology annotation, molecular function: adenosine deaminase activity. NCBI's taxonomy places the organism in Eukaryota, Metazoa, Chordata, Aves, Galliformes, Phasianidae. Gene Ontology annotation, biological process: negative regulation of adenosine receptor signaling pathway; inosine biosynthetic process; hypoxanthine salvage.